Messenger RNA from Macroventuria anomochaeta, 1230 nucleotides. RefSeq names its product carbonic anhydrase. The transcript is spliced from 2 exons. Gene Ontology annotation, molecular function: zinc ion binding; carbonate dehydratase activity. The record is from RefSeq and is a predicted model, not a curated record. Bases 373 to 1065 code for a protein of 230 amino acids. Gene Ontology annotation, cellular component: cytoplasm. NCBI's taxonomy places the organism in Eukaryota, Fungi, Ascomycota, Dothideomycetes, Pleosporales, Didymellaceae. Gene Ontology annotation, biological process: carbon utilization; cellular response to carbon dioxide; cellular response to oxidative stress.
ACGGGGUGCGCUAGAGCUUCGUGGUUUUGAGAUCUCGUAUCUGGAUCGUCGCAAGGUUUAGGGUUUUAGGGAUAGUUUGACGUCAGAGCGCCCAAUCGGACCGCGCUGAAGCAAACCUCAACACGUCAACCGCAUAAGAGCGGCUGCAGUGGAUUGGACUGUGUCAGGAUGCAGCGCGGAUUACCCCACGUUGGCCGAGCUCUUUUUAGGGCGGGGCCUGUCUCUGGAGCUUCUUCUACUCCCUUGACUUCUUUUUCCCAGUCAUUGACGAAGAGUUCGACGCGUGCUGAACUGCUCCGCUCUCUGCAGAGUCCUUUACAGCAAAGAGCGUUUACGAAGAGCUCUUUCUUUACGAGCAAUUGGUAUAAAAAGAUGACUGGCCAUGAGGAUCCCCGGACUACGCAGGAGGUCAAGAAGUACCUCCAGCAGAGCCAUGACCGCAUCUUUGAGAAUAACAAGAAGUGGGCCGAGGAGAUGCAGAAGAAGAAGCCUGAGUUCUUCAAGGACCUGAGUGCUGGUCAGGCUCCGGACUACCUGUGGAUCGGCUGCUCCGACUCGCGCAUCCCCGCCGAAGCCCUCACCGGCGUCGACCCCGGCGAGAUGUUCAUCCACCGCAACAUCGCCAACCUCGUCAACAACAUCGACCUGAACGUCAUGUCUGUCGUCAACUACGCCGUGCGCCACCUGAAAGUCAAACAUAUCGUUGUCUGCGGCCACUACGGCUGCGGCGGCGUCAAAGCCGCCAUGACGCCGCAGGAUCUCGGGCUUUUGAACCCCUGGCUGCGCAACAUCCGCGACGUGUACCGUCUGCACCAGAGCGAGCUCGAUGCCAUUACUGACGCGGAUGCGAAGUAUGAUAAGCUGGUGGAGCUGAAUGUUGUGGAGCAGUGUAGGAACGUGAUCAAGACGGCGGCGGUGCAGUUGAGCUAUGCGCAGAACGAGUUUCCGAUUGUGCAUGGGUGGGUGUUUGGGUUUAAGGAUGGGUUGCUGAAGGAUUUGAAGUUUGAUCAUGAGGGCGAGCUGAAGGAGAUCCAGAAGAUCUACAACUUGAACGACUUGUCCUAGACAGCGCGUCUAAGAGAAAGAAGAAUGUGUGAGUUGAGCAAGGAGUUGGGGACGAAGACUGAGUUGUAGAGUAGAAGAGGCGUUCACAGCCAGGGCCUGGUCUAUCUCCAGCCAUGUGCGUUGAUGCUGGCAGACCUUGGCUGAAUCUACGAUAAUUAUUACAGA